This is a messenger RNA of Pestalotiopsis fici W106-1, 921 nucleotides long. RefSeq lists its product as uncharacterized. Gene Ontology annotation, molecular function: methyltransferase activity. The transcript has 2 exons. The coding region runs from base 1 to 921 and encodes 306 amino acids. Lineage: Eukaryota; Fungi; Ascomycota; Sordariomycetes; Amphisphaeriales; Sporocadaceae. The record is from RefSeq and is a predicted model, not a curated record.
AUGGUGAUAGCUACAGUAUCUCCUGCCAGCACCCGUAGCUACCAUGGCACAGAUUCAACCUAUGUGUUACCAAACGAUGCCACUGAGCAGGACCGCCUGGACGCCCAAGCUACUGCUAUUGUUGCAAUGAUUGGCGGAGUCCCUGUGCUUGCUCCCAUCGGGACGAUGCAGGAGACCACAGCAAAGGCCGUCGAUGUUGGGUGCGGUACUGGAGUGGCAACAAUGCAGAUCGCGAGUUAUUUGCCCUCCGCGACGGUCUAUGGGUUGGACAUUUCGGAAGUCGCACAAUCCAGCCAGAUCAUGGCCCCACCUAACGUGACUUGGGUGGUUGGCAAUAUUUUACAUGUUGACCAUGACAAGAAGGUCGGGGACGAUCUUGUCACUUGCAAAAUCUUCGCCCGGAGCAGUUUGGACUACAUAUUCGGUCGCAUGCUGUUCUUGGGCAUCAACGACUGGCCUCGCUAUUUCUCAGUGGCAACUCGCGCCCUCGCUCCUGGUGGCUAUAUUGAGCACCAAGACUUGGAUUGGAACUUUUAUCGUGUAGGCACCAAUGAUUGUUUGAGUGACAAUUGGGAGUGGCACAGACGAGUGGUCUCUGCUAUUGAGAAAUUAGGCAUGUCUGCCCGAGCAGGGUCGGACGCGAGAGGCGCCAUGGAGGAAGCAGGGCUGGAGGUGAAAGCCGUCAAGACAUUCGAGUUCUCGUUUGUCCCAUCAUCUAAAUCGCCGCAAAGCCAGCCGAUGGGAAGAUAUGUCCAAGAAAAACUGGUACCUCAGUAUCCUGAACUACUCAGAAAACUCCUCGAGACUGAAACUACGCCAAAUGAACUGUCCAGGCUCACAAAGGAAUGUCUGCGGGAUAUUAGCUGUGAGGAAGGGAUUCAUCAGAAAUAUACUGUCACCCUUGCUAGAAAGAAGAUGUAA